Messenger RNA from Haliotis rubra (blacklip abalone), 1733 nucleotides. RefSeq names its product transcription factor kayak-like. Gene Ontology annotation, cellular component: nucleus. The coding region runs from base 155 to 1156 and encodes 333 amino acids. The transcript has 4 exons. Gene Ontology annotation, molecular function: RNA polymerase II cis-regulatory region sequence-specific DNA binding; DNA-binding transcription factor activity, RNA polymerase II-specific. Lineage: Eukaryota; Metazoa; Mollusca; Gastropoda; Lepetellida; Haliotidae. The record is from RefSeq and is a predicted model, not a curated record. Gene Ontology annotation, biological process: regulation of transcription by RNA polymerase II.
GAGGUAUUCCCUCCACAGAAUAUAACCUGACUCAUAGCGAGAAUCUCCAGUAAAACCACGGAAGUAACAGUCUAGCCGGGUAACGACGAAAUAUAAGUCACAACUUCACUGGAACUACUGUGUAUCCCACAAAACCGUCAAACUGGCUUCCAAAAUGUUUACAUCUCGAGAGGAGGACUCAAGCUACACGACCGAGUCCAAAUACGUGGCCGACAUUCUGUCGUCCAUGGCAAAUGGCGAGCCCGUCACCCCUAAUUACUCGUUGCCAGGGUAUCUGAGCGGGGUGACAACGGCCACCACGCCCACCCUGACCCCGACAACCCUUGCCAGUAUUGAGCGCACAUUCAUCGAGCUCCAAUCGGUGCCGGUCAGCUCGGCAAGCCAGGACCCUCUCACCCAAAGUGGCUUCGUCCCCCCUAUCGUCGACCCCGUGUCGCAGGAACACUCUCACGACGGUUACGACUACAGCGAUUCCAACUCCGACCAAGAAUGGCUCACCUCAGCCAAACGGCCAUACUCCGACGUCGAUGGAAAUACACCAUCGUACCAAGGUGGAUCCGGACGCAAAAGAAGACGUUUUGACGAUAAGGAUUUAACUCCGGAAGAGAGCGAGCGCCGCCGAGUCCGCCGAGAGAGAAAUAAGGUUGCCGCUGCUAAAUGUAGACAACGACGUGUUGACCAUACAAACCAACUUGUCGAUGAGACUGACAAGCUGGAGAGUGAGAGGAGUGUCCUGGAGAGUGAGAUCCAGAGCUUGCAGCAGCAGAAGGACCAGCUUGAGUUCAUCCUACAGGCUCACCAGCCUCUCUGCAAGGUCGAGUCCGCCAUCAACAUGAAAGUGGACACAGUUAAGGUGAAGACUGAGCCCCACAGCCAUGUUAACUGUGCAGCUAGAAGUUCAGACUCGAAGUUCUCAACCCCCAACACCCACAGACCCAACUCUCUGUCCCUCGUCAAACAGGAGAAGAAGUCUGUGGCCGGAGUUCCAAUCAGCACGCCUUCCAAUGGCCUGUUCUCCUUCAACGGAUUAGAUAGUUUAGUGGAUGGAGGCACGGGUUUGACGCCAGUCUCGACAUCGUGUGCAAGCCAGGCUCAUCGCAGCUCCAGCGAGAGCGGCUCCGAAGCUGUUGGUUCACCUACACUCAUUUCAUUGUAAGGACUUCCCUCAUCUUUAUUUUACCUCAUCAUUGAGCCAGUAUGACUUUGCCUUUACCCCAUCCGAGGUUUUCCCGGAGGGGGUCAGCUGACUGGGUUCUGUGUCCUCGUGUCGGUGUGGCGGACGUAUGCACGGAGAGAGACGGACGCGCGGAAGUGCCUCCGCGACAGCCUCUCCACACCCAGCCUUGCCGUAUUCAUACGCUUUUGUACGGAUUUCUAAUACAUUUUGUACGACUCUUACAUGUGGACAAUGCUUCAUGGUUCCUGGCUGGCCUUUUAUGGUAGCCUCAAUGGACUUUAUAUGUAUGUCAUGGACAGAUAUUUAUUUUCCACGUUGACCUCGCGGUUUCUGUGAAGAUCGGGUGCAAGUGUAAUACAAAGACUGAGAAAGAGGGACUCAAUUAUAUAUUUCUGUGAACAUGGGAACAGAUUCGUGCUGGUCACGUGACAAUUUGGUGCUGCGCAUGUUUUUAUAUCAUGAAUAUGAAGUAUCACGUCUAGGGCUUUUAUUAUGUUCUUUUCAUCUUUGUUUAUAGAAAAAAUGAGACAAUUAAAUUAUUGUCAUAUGCUGAAAA